UACUGAGCACUGCAUAAAGCAGGAUAAGACUACACAACAGUCAUGGAUCUCCCGAGCCUGGGACCCCAGGAAGCGCUGCAACAAUAACCCGGCCUGCGCACCCCUUCAGCGUCCCAAUGCCAGGGUUAGCAGGUUGGCGGGUGUCGUCUUACCGUCCCCCCAGUCGUGCACGGUGCCCCCUGGCUGUCGGUGGUGCUCGUUGCUGUGUGUGAUUACUGCCUUAGCUGGUGUGUGGAGCCAAGCCAUGUCUGGCAAACACCAGCAUUUCAAUGGGCCUGAAGUCAGCUGCUGUGUCAAGUAUUUCUUGUUUGCCUUCAACAUCGUGUUCUGGUUACUAGGAGCUUCUUUCCUGGCUAUUGGAUUGUGGGCAUGGGCAGAAAAGGGAGUCCUCUCCAACAUCUCAUCCAUCACAGACCUGGGUGGAUUUGACCCGGUGUGGCUCUUUAUGGUCACGGGGGCUAUUAUGUUUGUGCUGGGAUUUGCAGGCUGCAUUGGAGCUCUACGGGAGAACACCACACUUCUGAAGUUUUUUUCUGUCUUCCUGGGGCUGAUCUUUUUCCUUGAGCUGACUGCAGGGAUCCUGGCCUUUGUGUUUAAGGACUGGAUUAAAGAUCAACUCAACUUCUUUAUUAACAACAAUGUGAAGGCAUAUCGUGAUGAUAUAGACCUGCAAAACCUCAUUGAUUUUGCUCAGGAAUAUUGGUCUUGCUGUGGUGCUCAUGGACCCAAUGACUGGAACCUCAAUAUUUACUUCAAUUGCACAGACUCUAAUCCAAGCAGAGAGCGCUGUGGCGUCCCAUUUUCCUGCUGUGUGAAGGACCCUGCAGAGGAUGUUCCCAACACUCAGUGUGGAUACGAUGUUAGGCUGAAGCUGGAGUUGGAGCAGCAGAGUUAUAUUUACACCAAGGGAUGUGUGGGCCAGUUUGAGAAGUGGUUACAAGACAAUUUAAUAAUAGUAGCUGCAGUUUUUGUGGCAGUUGCAUUAUUGCAGAUUUUUGGGAUCUGCUUGGCUCAGAAUUUAAUUAGUGACAUUAGAGCUGUGAAGGCAAACUGGUGACACAUUGCCCUGAAUACCCCUGAGCCUCCUGGACACUGUAGCCUGCCUUACAGGACUGCGCCGUAACAGCAGAGACUACUCAGCAUGAACUGAUACUGAAAUACCUCCCUGUACUUCAUAGUAUUACUUGGAAUGUUCUUGACUGUGGAUGAGGUGACAAAUGCAGCGUGUUCUGUCCUGCUGAUUGGGGAACAAUGACGUCAGUCCGUCUAUCUGUGCAACAAAACCCACAUCAAUCCAUGCUUCCUCCCCUCCUUGGAGGGGCCGGCAUUGGAAGCAAAGUUGUAAUAUAUGUGCAUGUAUGAUACAGAAAGGGCAGUGUGACGGUGAUUUUAUAUUUAUAAAUAUAUUAUAUAUCUAUAUAACAAACAGGAGAGACUACACCCCAUCCGGACCUGACAUGUCUUCUAAGCCAUGAAUCUGGAAGGGACUACUCUUGUAUAAAAACUGCUUCCAGGGUGGUGUGGAGUGUCCACCUCCGAACCCUGGAUUGUCAAACACUGGAGCUGUUGCAGCUUUUAUCGUUUUUGGUAUUCAAUAGAGCUGCUGAUGUGCGCCUUUUUUUUUUUUUUUUUUAAAGGGGGAGGGGUGAUUGUCAUUUGUGUGCGGAUUUCUUUGUACUAGAACAGCGAUGUAGGCCUUGGUUGGCGACAUUGGAAUAAUUUUACUUGACCGUAAGCAAAGUGCUUAAGGUAUUCAUCAUAGUUUGGAUAUCCCCAUAGCACUGGAGGGAUUGCUGUACCGUAGUACCUCCAAGCCAGAUACGCAGUAGUUUUGGAUCUUCACCCCACCCCCUUUUCUUUCCAUAUGUGCUCACUUGAUAGCCUUGGUUUACCCUUAACAUAAUUGCUAUGGUAUGCUUUGUAAAUGAACAUUUACUGCCAUCUUAAUGAUAAAAUUGUUUACAAUUAUUUUUUUUUUUUCUAACUUUAAUAACUGCUAGCAGCCAGCUGUUUGUUCAUCAUCCUAUUUUAUGAAAAGCCUGGAUGCCUGACAAUAAAAUGGGCUAGUUGAUUGUAUUGGACAAAUCUUUGUUCCCUUUUAUACCUUUA
Rana temporaria (common frog) is the source of this 2109-nucleotide messenger RNA. RefSeq names its product tetraspanin 17 (gene TSPAN17). The transcript has 8 exons. Gene Ontology annotation, cellular component: membrane. The coding region runs from base 245 to 1057 and encodes 270 amino acids. Gene Ontology annotation, biological process: regulation of vascular endothelial growth factor signaling pathway; protein localization to plasma membrane; protein maturation. The record is from RefSeq and is a predicted model, not a curated record. Lineage: Eukaryota; Metazoa; Chordata; Amphibia; Anura; Ranidae.